Messenger RNA from Fusarium proliferatum ET1, 1248 nucleotides. RefSeq lists its product as uncharacterized. Gene Ontology annotation, molecular function: DNA-binding transcription factor activity, RNA polymerase II-specific; zinc ion binding. The transcript has a single exon. The record is from RefSeq and is a predicted model, not a curated record. Bases 1 to 1248 code for a protein of 415 amino acids. Gene Ontology annotation, biological process: regulation of DNA-templated transcription. Lineage: Eukaryota; Fungi; Ascomycota; Sordariomycetes; Hypocreales; Nectriaceae.
AUGAGUCAUGACAGCAUUCGUCGAGUCAAAUGUGAUGAAGAAAAGCCAACUUGCCGUCGCUGUGUCUCCACUGGUCGCAAGUGCGAUGGCUAUGACCUCACUACCCUGGCCCAGAGCAGUAAAGUUCAACUCCAACCCAUAGUUUCUGGAGGCAGUGAUCCCGAAAGCCAGGCCAUCUACCAAUUCCGAACCAGAAUCGCAACACUCAUCGCGGCUUCCUCUUCUUUCGACGCCAGAUUCUGGACAUAUGAUGUUCUACACAAUUCAGAUACAUUCACGCCCGUCCGACACGCCCUCGCAGCACUCACGUCAGCAUACCAGAAGUCCAUCCUCCUAGGCAUAGAGUCCACAAGCUGCGACAUGUUUAUCUUUUCUCAGUACCAAAAGGCCAUGCGAUCUCUUUCAAUCUUUCUGCAAGAUCCUAAAGUGCUCUCCACAUCUGCAAAGCUGGCUGCCUUGGUUGCGAACUUCCUAUUCACGUACCUUUGCUCCUUGCAAGGUCUUCGACAAGAAGCUCUUAUUCAUUUGAGAAAUGGCUUGGCGCUCAUUCGGGAAUGGGGCGACCUGAGAGGCCAGGGCCAGCAUAUAGCGACGGACAUACUAUGGCUGUACAUGAGAUUGGACAAGCAGACUCGCAUCAUCUCAACAACAGAUAGUACGUCCCUUUGCUGGGAUGGUCGCUCUCGCCAAGGAACCUUGGAUGGUAUUUCUAAUACACCCUCUGUGUGCUCAUUAUUACGGCAACUCGAUGUGAUACACAGCCAACUACUCAAGCCUUACAAUAGCCAAGCCACAUUGGUGUCCAAUGAGCACUGCCUCAAAUUUUGGGACCAGCGGUUCGAGAGACUUCUCGUUACUUCCCAAGAAGAGGUGAAGCAUGUAACCGCUCUCAGGAUGCGACGGAUAAUGGUCCAAGUUGUCCUUAAUAUGGCAACCAACAACUCUGAUGAUGUAGAAAGUAUUGUCGAUACAGAUUGCAAAACCAUUCUCCAUCUGGCCUUGCAGCUGAUUCAUGACCUCGGUCUUCGACCUGCCCAGGCCGGUUUCUAUCUAGCGAAUGGUCUUGUCGAGGCACUCUACUUUGUCGCAGUCACUAGCAACGACUGGGACUUGCGACAGCAGGCCAUACAUGUUUUACGACAAUAUCGGUUCACCGAUGGCGUUUGGGGAAGUAGUGCUGCUGCGGACUUAGCGGAGGGGCAGUUACAGCGUGAUAUCUACAAGUAUCGCCAGCAGCUGGAGUCAUAG